UUUACAGCCUCGCCUACCUCGAACCUAGUGGGCUAUUUAUGCUAUCUGGUACUAGCACGGCUAGGCUCUGGUGGGCUCUCCGCAGCGUCUACUAACCACAACCACUCAAUGCCACUCUUGCCAGCCCAGCCUCACCAAUCUACCUAGGUACUUCAUGCCUAGUAUAAGACCAUUACCCACAGAAAACUCCACGGAUGGGCUGUACGCAUGCCACGAUGCGGCCCUCGAGACGAGGCGCUUGAAGACUCAGACUUUGAUAGCCAGGUGCGGAAUACCUAUCAUCGUGGGGCUUCUCAAUAUUUGUGCAGAGCAAUACUCCACUAGGUAGAAAUGAGAGCUAUAUGUAUAACUUUGCCUUCGUCUCGUUGUGAAAAUGUACAGCUGGCUGUCACUUCUUCACCGACCUCAAUCUCUCCACUGCUCUGAACUGUGAACCAUGGCUGCUCCUGCUGCUUCUCCUGCUCCUGCUGUUGCUUCGAGCUCUCGGUGGGGUAUAGGUCGCUUGCGCUUCUCUCUGCAGCGUUUGAAAGGGAAAGCCCGACCGACGCUCCAUCAGCAUCGGAAGGGUGGUCAAUGCUCCUGUGAGAGCACCAGCAAGAGUGCCAGCGCCACCAUAGCCACUCCCAGCACCGUGAGCGUGGGCAAGAGCCUGAGCCUGAGCAAGAGAGAGAGCUUGGUGGUAAACACACCCGCAGAAACACCUGCAGAGCCAGAGCUUCCACCUCUCCCCACCACACCUACGUCCCAACCUUCAACCUCAACACCAUCACCACAUCAGAGUCUAAUUACCUCGACCCCCGAUCCCGACUCCGAUUCGCCGCUCACCCCAGAAACAGAGUCUGCAUCUGCGUCCGAGGUAGAACCAGACCCCGUACAGAAGCCUGAACCAGAAUCCGAAUCCAAACCUGCACCAGAAUCCUUACCCGAUCCAGAACGAGAACCAGAAGCUGCAGUAGAUCCUGCAUCCAUACCUGCACCCGAAUCCAUAGCUUCAACCGACGAAGAAGAGUCCAUAUUUCAACCUGAACCUGAAUCCGACUCCGAACCCACGCAAUCACUCCCCAGCAUGGCUCCUAAGAAGGAAGUGUCCAGAGACGAGGAUGGAGAGCUACAAUAUGGUAUGAUGCCUCAUCAAAGGCUGCAACCUCCAAGCUAACCAUGACUGCACAGGUUCUAUUUACUCGGUCUCCGGGUAUGUCACAUCUUCGGAUAUCACUGCAUUCUUUUUACUGAUUCAAUUAGACCCGUCGUGGUGGCAGAAAACAUGAUUGGUGUUGCCAUGUACGAAUUGGUGAGCUUCCAGAGUUGGCAUUGGCACACAUCCCCAGCAGCUUACCACCCUCCAGGUCAAAGUCGGUCACGAUAACCUCGUAGGAGAAGUCAUUCGAAUCGAGGCAGAUCGAGCCACAAUCCAAGUUUACGAGGAAACGGGUAAGUAAUGCAUCUGCAAAUGUGUGGGACAUUUACUGACCAGACGAAGCUGGUGUAACGGUCGGAGACCCUGUUACGCGAACUGGAAAGCCACUAUCCGUCGAAUUGGGUCCUGGGUUGAUGGAAACGAUUUAUGAUGGUAUCCAGCGCCCUUUGAAAGCUAUCGCAGAAGCUGCAGACAGUAUCUAUAUUCCCCGUGGUAUUGCAGCGCCUGCCCUGAGCAGAACGAAGGACUGGGAUUUCAAGCCACUGAAGAAGGUGGGAGAUCACAUCACUGGUGGAGAUAUUUGGGGUACAGUUUACGAAAACUCCCUCUUGGAUGAUCACAAAAUCUUGUUCCCACCACGAGCGAGAGGAACUAUCACCAGAAUCGCAGAGAAGGGAAGCUAUAAGGUCGAUGAAAAGAUUCUGGAAGUCGAAUUCGAUGACAAGAAGACCGAGUACAUGAUGAUGCACACAUGGCCAGUCCGUGUGCCUCGUCCAACAACUGAAAAGUUGGCAGCCGACAAGCCUUUCGUUGUCGGCCAAAGAGUUCUGGACGCUCUCUUCCCUAGUGUCCAAGGUGGUACCGUAGCCAUUCCUGGAGCUUUCGGUUGUGGAAAGACUGUCAUUAGUCAGUCGGUGUCCAAAUUCUCCAACAGUGACAUUAUUGUCUAUGUUGGAUGUGGUGAACGUGGAAACGAGAUGGCGGAAGUCUUGAUGGAUUUCCCGGAACUCUCCAUCGAUGUCGACGGAAGAAAGGAACCCAUCAUGAAGCGUACCACUUUGAUCGCCAACACAUCCAACAUGCCUGUAGCUGCUCGCGAAGCCUCCAUUUAUACGGGAAUUACUGUAGCUGAAUAUUUUCGUGAUCAGGGAAAAGAUGUUGCCAUGAUGGCUGAUUCGACUUCUCGUUGGGCUGAGGCUCUUCGUGAAAUUUCUGGUCGUUUGGGAGAAAUGCCGGCUGAUCAGGGUUUCCCGGCUUACUUGGGAGCUAAAUUGGCCAGUUUCUACGAGCGUGCCGGAAAGGUACAAGCUCUUGGUGGACCAGAUCGUGAGGGAAGUGUCAGUAUUGUCGGUGCUGUCAGUCCUCCUGGUGGUGAUUUCUCAGAUCCCGUCACUAGCAGUACUUUGGGUAUUGUGCAGGUUUUCUGGGGUCUUGACAAGAAACUCGCUCAACGAAAACAUUUCCCAUCUAUCAACACAUCCGUCAGUUACAGCAAAUACACCAACGUUCUCGAUAGGUAUUACGAGAAGGAUCACCCCGACUUCCCUCGUCUUCGUGAUCGUAUCAAGACUCUGCUUUCUGAUUCCGAAGAACUGGAUCAGGUUGUGCAGUUGGUUGGAAAAUCAGCUUUGUCUGACCCUGAUAAGAUCACUUUGGAUGUUGCUGCCAUGAUCAAGGAAGAUUUCUUGCAACAAAAUGGUUACUCGGAUUAUGAUCAAUUCUGUCCUAUUUGGAAGACGGAGUGGAUGAUGAAGGCUAUGAUGGGUUUCCAUGACGAGGCACAGAAGGCUGUUGCCCAGGGACAGAACUGGAACAAGGUCCGAGAAGCUACUGGUGAACUCCAGUCGCAAUUACGAAGUAUGAAAUUUGAGGUUCCUUCGGAUGGAGAGGAUGUUAUCACUAAAAAGGUACGUCAAACGAUCCUUGAUGUGUUGACGUUACUAACCAAGAUUUCUAGUAUGAGGAUCUGGUUCAGGCCAUGACGGAUAAAUUUGCUGCAGUGACUGAUGAGUAAACGGAAUUAUGAAAAAAAGGCUACCGGUAUUCAGAUUGUGGGGGUGAAGCGAUGGGGAUGUUGCAUUGCUGGCCUUUUUUGGUUGUUAUGAAGUAGCGAUGAUGAUAGAUUGGGGGUGGGGGAUUUGUUUAUAUUUCUUAGGAUGGUUGUACUAUGAAUACAGUCUUUCAAUCAAGUGUUCUUUUUUCAUUACUG
Molecule: messenger RNA, 3347 nt
Organism: Hymenoscyphus albidus
Lineage: Eukaryota; Fungi; Ascomycota; Leotiomycetes; Helotiales; Helotiaceae
Source: the annotation of a GenBank genome assembly